AUGUCAAACGCUAUGAAGAUACUGGAGGGCUUCUUCGACAGUCAGAGAAUUAGACUAUCUUCCGAAGGCUUCCGCUACUCCUCGAUCCCUCCUCAAUUGGUUCGGCGCACGAUAGACUUGCUCAACCGCCUUGAUGACGACUGUGCAUCCAUCUGGCUUCAAUGGAUUCCGAAUUUAGUAGAGGACCCCCAAAACAAUAUAUCUAGCCUGGCAGCCAACCAAGUCAACGAGACACAUCGAACGAGCAUUCCUAGAAUGUCAUACUUUUGCAGCAUCAACAGCCAAGACCCACGCGAGGGUAACCCUUCAAAGGAGGUUGAAGGGUUUGUGUCACUUGUCUACGCAUUGCUGCAUCAGUUCCUUGCUGACAUCUAUUCCUUCCCCCCUGAAGAUGCACCGGGCCAAUCUCGACUGGGCGCUGUGGAGCAGCGCAUCUCGGGCUUGGACGGAACUGCACGAACGUUGCACGAGGCGCUUUCUGCUUUCGAUGGGGCAGCUCACCUUCUGCGCAUGUACAACAUAUGCAUCAUUGAUGGGCUUCACUUGCUUGAAGGGCCGGAUACACAUGAUCAGCUCUGCGAGUUAGUGAGAAUUCUGCGCAAGACAAUCUGGAAGCUUACGUUUACGACGAGCGGAGGAUCUAGCGUUUUGUCGAAGGAGAUGGACCCCGAGGAUUGUGUUAAGGUGGACGAAGAGUGA
Fusarium vanettenii 77-13-4 is the source of this 699-nucleotide messenger RNA. RefSeq lists its product as uncharacterized. Bases 1 to 699 code for a protein of 232 amino acids. The record is from RefSeq and is a predicted model, not a curated record. The transcript is spliced from 2 exons. NCBI's taxonomy places the organism in Eukaryota, Fungi, Ascomycota, Sordariomycetes, Hypocreales, Nectriaceae.